CCUCGAGUUAUAGGACGAUUAGAGAAUAAUUAAUUGGUAGUGAUCGGCCUGAUUCAACGUUCUGUACCAGAACUUCCACGAAAAGCCUUAGCAUGUCUGGUAUCCUCACCGAGAUUCGAACCUGGGAUCUUCUGAAUACGAAUCAGGAGCUGUAACUUAGUCAACCGCAACGUCCUAUUUCGCUGCUGGUAAAAAAUGACAGUUGUAGCUAGAGGUCAGCCUGGAUAUUCAGAAUCACAGGUGAUCAGUGUCAGGCUUUCAGAUGGCUUCAGUCAGCCAGCCAUUUCCAACACCCCGUCGGGCAGUUCUCCCACGACACACAAAACGGAAUUCUAAUUAACAUAAUGGUUUGGGCUAUGCCUCGGUAACCUUCGAAUGUUGGCUACAGUGACGACCUUUUUGUGGUUUCCCGCAGUCUACGAGAAUUUCAGUGUGGUUGCGUAUGUGGUGGCAUUCACGAUUGAACUCUGGUGGAUACUUGAAGCUGAAGUGACACUGCCUGUACCAGCUUAUGUUCUGUGUGCAGGCUAUUUGUUUGUAUUCAUCCUCUCAGCCCUUCUUCUUCAUGGGUUAACAGUGAAACGGACCUUGUGCCUACUGGGAUGGCUGUUCAUGGUUGGAAUGUUUACAUUUCCAGAGGCUGGACUUGUUCUCUUCAUGACUUUUCAUUUUUGGCAAGUGAAAUCUCUGAAUGGAUUAACAGAACUCAUCUGUUGGGCAUGUCGACUUGUAUUUAAUCAAGACAGCUCAAUUUUAAGCUACAAUUCUGCAUGUCUUAUUAUGCAGAUUGCUGGUCUAAUGUGUGUACAGUCCUUGUACUCAACAUGGAAAGAGGAGAAGGUGGUUCUAAGGAGACUGCAAGCCUUGAACAUGGCUUCCAUCCUUGUGGAGAGUGGAAACAGUGCUUCCAACGUAGCAGGCAAUGGACAUCCAAAGAACGGAAUAGUUCAAGAUGCUGGUUACACAAAUGCUGCGUUUGUGGGAUCAGCCAGUAAUCUUGGCAACAUAACAUCAGUUGCCAGCAGACAUAAAACAACCAGAUCGCCAGUGGCUCAUAAUCGCAUAAGACUUGGCAGUCAUUACCCCAGCAACCAACAACACUUCAGAGUUCUUAAUGUCCCAGGCAUGGUGAGUGAAUUCAACACUGUGACUUUCAAUGGAAUGCUUGCUGCCGGCAUAUUGAAAGAUAUCGAGCCACCCCAGUACAGGCUCAGUAGGUCACAGUCACUAGGAGACCUCAGUAAUAGUGACCUCUGGAGAAUGAACUCUUAUACAGCAGUGGAUUAUGUACCUGUGAAUUCAACCCAAAGCUUAGAUAGAAGAAUGCUAAGAUACAACACUAGAUUAAGACGUGCAGGUUCAAUGGAAGAGCUCAAUAAUUUGCGAUAUUGUCACAAUGGUAGUAGCAGUUUGUGGUGUGAGGGAAGGGUGUACAAUGUUUUGCAGCCGCACAAUUUUUGCCCGUAUGGCCAACCUAAGUUUGUCAACAAGAGCAGGACAUCUCUGUCCGAGUCUGAUGAUCUGCAGAAGUACCGUGAUGUUGCACUGUGACUUACCAUCGGUGGGUGUCAGUAUGUGAUGUUACCUAACAAAGACUGCCAGAAAGUCAUCUUCAAUUGUAGUGUUAUGAUUAUUUAUUGUACAGCUUGGAGCAAGACACAGUAAUCCCUCACCCGUUGUAAUGUUGCUUAAAGAUUUAUAUAAUUCUUUCUUGAAUCUGGACAUCUGACUCAUAUGCAAGGUAACAAACAUGGGAUGUAACCAAAUAUCAUUUGAAACUAACAGCUACUCUAGCCCGAACAUUCAUUAUCCAAUAUUUGUCACACAUCUUCUUCCCAUAUAUAUAUAUAUACUACACUUCUAUAUGCACAACAAUUUCAAUUUCCUCACAUUUUUGUUAUUACUUUUAAGUAUCCUGCAGAAAGUAUGACACUGAAAAAUGAUGCUGUGUUAAACUGUGAAGUUAAAGAAACUCAAAUGAGAUCACUCACGGUUUUUGUAUUUCUGAUCAAUAACAUGAUCGUGCCAUGAUAAGGUAGUGAAAAGAGUUACGCAAAGAUAAAAUUCUAUGACAAUAGUAGAGAGGGGGGAUUGACACUGAAAAAAAUAACAAGUAAAUAGAGUGUUUUCAGCUGUGUUCCCUACAUUUACAUUUGGUAUGGGAUUACUAUUAACUGUCAUUCCAAGUGAUAUGAAAUUUUGUGUU
Messenger RNA from Zootermopsis nevadensis, 2206 nucleotides. RefSeq names its product Reduction in Cnn dots 6 (gene Rcd6). The record is from RefSeq and is a predicted model, not a curated record. Lineage: Eukaryota; Metazoa; Arthropoda; Insecta; Blattodea; Termopsidae.